UGGCUGUUCCCACGGACCAUUUUAUGCCCGGACCAAGAGCGCGUCGGAAGCUCUGCACCUUGCUUGCGGAGGUCAAGUAGCGGCAGUUCUCUUCUGGGGAGUUUUCAGGAUAAUCGCUGACCCGUGUCUAUCGUAGCUGUGAGGAAGACACCGCAGUUAUGGUGAAGAAAAAGAGACUUCGCCUCAUCGCGGAGAUGGCUCGGAAGAUUCGGGCGUACAGAGAGCUCAAGUCCCGGCCCCGGGAGUCCCAGAAGUACGCCUUGGACUACGAGACAAUGAAACGGCCCUUCACGGGGAAGAUGCUGCCGGUGUUAGCAUGGCAGGACGUCCGCAGGGAGAGCCGCCUCUUCUCCUUGCUGGCCGGGAUGAGGCUGUUCGGAGUGGGCCGACUCUUCACCCGCAAAUCCUGGCUGGAGGACCACUCCGAGCCCAGCUACUGGCAGAUCACCAAGGUCAAGGUGGACUACACAUCCGAGAACAUGGAUCACGGCAAAGCGUGGGGCAUCCUCACUUAUAAAGGGAAAAAGGAGAGCGAGGUCAAAGAGAUGGACAAGGUGAUGUACCAUGACUGGCGCCUGAUUCCCAAACACAUGGAGCAGCAGUUUAAGGACUUUGAGCCUCUGCCCGAGCCGCCCGUCCGAUACGUCGCCUACCCUCCCCUGCUCCGCGCAAUGCUGCUGGCACAACAGAAGAAAGCAGGAGGCAGCAGAGCGGCAGAGGAGCCCGUCCUGCCUUUAAAGAGGGAUGUUCUACUUAACAAAGACUAUUUCCACACGCAGGAACAAGAGCGACAGAGGAAAGAGGGGACUGCGGUGUAAUGGCCUCACUUGAAUGUUUACCGAUCCUGGAUAUUUUUGGACUAGAUCAUUGUUGACAAAUGCUUCUCAAUAUCUGGCUGAAUCUUCCACUCAGAAUACUUCUCUGUGGGUCUGAUGCAGGCCCUUGUGCGUGUGUGUGUUAUUGUUGUAUGCUGAAUAUUAAAUUUGAGAUGAAAUGUA
Molecule: messenger RNA, 998 nt
Organism: Maylandia zebra (zebra mbuna)
Lineage: Eukaryota; Metazoa; Chordata; Actinopteri; Cichliformes; Cichlidae
Gene: mrps34
Product: mitochondrial ribosomal protein S34
Cellular component (GO): mitochondrion
Molecular function (GO): structural constituent of ribosome
Source: RefSeq, a predicted model, not a curated record